AUGCAAAAUAGUUUAGUUAAAGGAGUAUCUUAAGGAUAUAGAUUAAGAAUGAAUUCUUAGCCCACAUUUAAGCAGUUAAUAGAUUAUAUCAGGUUUUUAAGGGAAUUUGAAGAGGAGACUUACUGA
This is a messenger RNA of Paramecium sonneborni, 126 nucleotides long. Lineage: Eukaryota; Ciliophora; Oligohymenophorea; Peniculida; Parameciidae. The record is from the annotation of a GenBank genome assembly.